This is a messenger RNA of Galeopterus variegatus (Sunda flying lemur), 2310 nucleotides long. It is a transcript of the gene CDHR1, whose product is annotated as cadherin-related family member 1. Gene Ontology annotation, molecular function: calcium ion binding; cadherin binding. The transcript is spliced from 13 exons. Gene Ontology annotation, cellular component: plasma membrane; catenin complex. The coding region runs from base 118 to 2304 and encodes 728 amino acids. Lineage: Eukaryota; Metazoa; Chordata; Mammalia; Dermoptera; Cynocephalidae. The record is from RefSeq and is a predicted model, not a curated record. Gene Ontology annotation, biological process: homophilic cell-cell adhesion.
GAGGGGUGUCGUCUCCCCUGUCCCUUGCCAACCCUGGGAAUUCUCACCGUUUGGAGUGUUUGCUAAUUCAGUGGGAGAUACUUCCUCUUGCGCUGAAUUGAAUGUACAUGAUCUCUGAUGAGCCUAAAUACGUCCGCGCUUAUGACCGUGUUGUCACUGGACAUUCCUGCCGGGAGCAGCAUCUUUAAGGUCCAUGCGGUGGACAAGGACACGGGCUCUGGAGGGAGUGUCACCUACUUCCUGCAGAACCCGCAUUCCACAAAAUUUGCCAUGGACCGCCACAGUGGUGUGCUGCGCCUCCAGGCUGGGGCCACUCUGGACUACGAGAAGUCCCGGACCCAUUUUGUCACUGUGGUCGCCAAGGAUGGCGGGGGGAGGCUGCGAGGAGCUGAUGUGGUAUUCUCAGCCACCACCACUGUCACAGUCAAUGUGGAGGACAUUCAGGACACAGCCCCUGUCUUUGUGGGCACGCCCUACUACGGCUACGUGUAUGAGGACACUCUUCUGGGCUCAGAGGUACUGACGGUGGUCGCCAUGGAUGGAGAUCGGGGCAAACCCAACCCCAUUCUCUACAGCCUCGUGAACGGGAGUGAUGGAGCUUUUGAAAUUAAUGAGACGUCUGGAGUCAUCUCCCUCACACAGAGCCCUGCCCAGCUCCGGAGAGAAGUGUAUGCGCUGCAUGUACAGGUGACUGAGGUCAGCUCUGCGGGGAGCCCAGCUGCCCAGGCCAUGGUCCCGGUCACCAUCAGGAUCGUGGACCUCAACAACCAUCCACCGACAUUCUACGGAGAGAGUGGACCCCAGAACAGAUUUGAGCUGUCCAUGUGUGAGCACCCUCCGCAGGGAGAGAUCCUGCGGGGCCUCAAGAUCACCGUCAAUGACUCCGACCAGGGAGCCAAUGCCAAAUUCAACUUGCAGCUAGUGGGGCUUAGCGGCAUCUUCCGAGUGGUCCCACAGACAAUCCUGAAUGAAGCCCAAGUCACGAUCAUUGUGGAGAACUCAGCCGCCAUCGACUUUGAAAAGUACAAAGUGUUAACCUUCAAGCUCCUGGCCAUUGAAGUGAACACGCCAGAGAAGUUCAGCUCCACAGCGGAUGUGGUGAUCCAGCUCCUGGACACCAAUGACAAUGUCCCCAAGUUCACCUCCCCCUACUACAUUGCCAGGAUCCCUGAGAAUGCCCCAGGGGGCUCCAAUGUGGUGGCUGUCACGGCGGUGGAUCCAGACACAGGACCCUGGGGUGAAGUCAAAUACUCCAUCUAUGGGACUGAGGCAGACCUGUUCCUGAUCCACCCAUCCACUGGGCUUAUCUACACCCAGCCCUGGGCCAGCCUGGAUGCUGAGGCCACUGCCAGGUACAACUUUUAUGUGAAGGCCGAGGACAUGGACGGCAGGUACAGCCUGGCCGAGGUGUUUGUCACUGUGCUGGAUGUCAACGACCACUACCCCCAGUUUGGAAAGAGCAUCCAGGAGAAGACGAUGGUGCUCGGGACCCCGGUGAAAAUUGAGGCCAUAGACCAGGACGCAGAGGAACCCAACAACCUGGUGGACUAUUCCAUCACCCAUGCAGAGCCAGCCAAUGUGUUCGACAUCAAUGCACACACAGGGGAGAUCUGGCUCAAGAACUCCAUCCGCUCCCUGGAUGCCUUGCACAACAUCACGCCCAGCGGGGACUACACGUGGUCCCUUGAGGUGCAGGCCACGGACCGCGGCUCCCCGUCCUUCAGCACCACAGCCCUACUGAAGAUUGACAUCACAGACACUGAGACGCUGUCCCGAGGCCCCAUGGCAGCCUUCCUGAUACACACCAAGGACAACCCCAUGAAGGCUGUGGGUGUGCUAGCUGGCAUCAUGGCCAUCGUCGUGGCCAUAACUGUCCUCAUCUCCACCGCCACCUUCUGGCGCAACAAGAAGUCCAACAAGGUCCUGCCAGUGCGGCGUGUCUUCCGCAAGCGGCCUGCCCCUGCGCCCCGCAACAUCCGCAUCGAGUGGCUCAAGUCCAGGAAGUCCAAGGCUGCUACCAAGUUUGUGCUCAAAGAUGAUCCUCCCAAUGAGAACUGCAACAACAAUACCCCAGAGGGCUCACUGCCCCCCCAAGCUCCAGCUCUCCCUCCACCACCCAGAACGGCGCCCACCACGGUCACGGCCCACUGGACGGUGCCUACGGUCUCUGGAUCACUCGAUCCCCAGCAACCUCAACAGCCAUCAAACCCCACAGCCUUGGGAAGCCCUGUCCAGCCAACUCUGGUCUCUGAGCUCAAGAAAAGGUUUGAGAAGAAGAGUGCAGACAACAAGGCGUAUUUCUAGAAUGUG